Messenger RNA from Austrofundulus limnaeus, 2637 nucleotides. It is a transcript of the gene rnf103, whose product is annotated as ring finger protein 103. Gene Ontology annotation, cellular component: endoplasmic reticulum. Gene Ontology annotation, biological process: protein ubiquitination; ERAD pathway. The transcript has 7 exons. The coding region runs from base 348 to 2375 and encodes 675 amino acids. Gene Ontology annotation, molecular function: ubiquitin-protein transferase activity. Lineage: Eukaryota; Metazoa; Chordata; Actinopteri; Cyprinodontiformes; Rivulidae. The record is from RefSeq and is a predicted model, not a curated record.
AAGAAGAAGAAGAAGAAAAAGAAGAAGAAGAAGAAGAAGAAGAAGAAGAAGAAGAAGAAGAAAGAGCUAGAAGAGUCCGCAGACAAACAGGCAGAGAGUUGUUGAUGUCGGAGCUGAACUCUGACCUGCAGUCCUCUUCCAGCCAUGUCCGGUGGUCUGCAGACACUCGUGUCUCCGGUGUGAGGAGCCGUGGACUCCGCACACGGACCCGUGGGGCCUGUUUGUUUUGGUUCUUCAUGAUCCGAGGCCUGCUGUGAGCUAAAGCUGCUAAAACAAACACCGAUCAGACCCGGGCUGUAAAUGCUUUCACCUCUGGUUUAGGUCUUCGUGUCGUCUCCGCCUGUAAAAUGUGGUUGAAGCUGUUCUUUUUGCUGCUUUAUUUCCUGGUGCUGUUUCUGCUGGCCAGAGUUUUUGAGGCAGUAGUUUGGUAUGAGACCGGCACGUUCGCCACGCAGCUCGUGGAUCCGGUCACGCUGAGCUACAAGAAGCUGAAAACCAUCAUCGAGUGCAGAGGACUGGGUCACUCCGGACUGGCGGAGAAGAGGGGCGUCACCGAGCUGGUGGAGAAGUCAGGGGAGUUGACUCAGGGAGAGCUGUACUCAGCCAUCAAGAAGGAGAAAGAGCAGACAGAGGCUGCAGAUUACACUACUACUGUCUUCAGUGGAGAGAUACACUUCUAUGAGUUGGUGGAAGACACUAAAGAUGGGAUCUGGUUGGUUCAGGUCAUAGCCCAGAACCAGGAAGCUCUCCUCAGUUCGUCCAACUGGGAGAAGAUGGUGCAGAAAGUUUCUCAGUUUGGGAUCAGAACUGGAACGUUCAACUGCUCCAGUGACAAUAGGUCAUGCAUUAAGCGGGGCUGGCAGCGCUCCACUCUCAUUAUGUCAGCUCCUCAGACUUCAGCAUCAAAGGGAAAAGUCAUGCUUAAAGAAUACACCAGUGGUUACACUGAGAUUGAACAAAUCUUUGGCUGGAUGACCUCCCAUGUGUCCAAUCGAAUCAAAACCCUGCGUCACUCUGAGCAGCUGAUAGAGGAGUGGCACUCGAAGCCAGCUCAUUCUAUGAGGAUGUUCCUGUUUGCCCAUCUCUCCCAGCCUCCUGCCUUCUUCUCCUCGCUGUCUGUCAAGUUUACUGGCAGGAUCGAGUUCAUCUUUGUGGACGUACGUCGUUGGGACAACCACAGCAGUCUAUCAAACAUUGGCGUAACGCAGACCCCUGCUUACAUCCUCAAAAUGCCCGAGGGUAUUUAUCGUUACGGGAACAGCACCGGGGAGUUCCUGUCUCUGGCAGCCAUGGAUACGUUUCUGCGCUCAGUUCAGCCAGAAGUCAAUGAUCUAUUUGUCCUGAGUUUGGUCCUCAUCAACCUUCUGGCCUGGAUGGACCUCUUCAUUACUCAGGGAGCAACAGUCAAACGAUUUGUAGUUCUGAUCCGAACACUUGGAACCUACAACUCCAUAUUGCUGGUGUCCUGGCUUCCUGUCCUGGCUCUCCUUCAGCUGCCCUACCUGAACACACUGUAUGGUUUCAGUCUGAAGCUGCUACGUUAUGCUGACACAACCACACUGGCAAGUUUAAUAAGAGCUGACUGGACCUUCUACUCAUCCCAUCCAGCACUGUUCCUGUCCACCUACCUUUUCCAUGGUCUGUUAGUGGACUACUUUGAGAAAAAACGCCGCUGUGGCACCAGGAACCAAGAGGACAGCACUACCAACCUGGAGUGGUUAGCAAAUUUGUGGGACUGGUACACUUCCUAUUUGCUCCACCCAAUUGCAUCACUACAGCAGUUUCCAUCUGACUACUCAGACUGGGAGGAUGAUCCAAACUUCUUACUUGAGCGUUUAGCUUUCCCAGAUCUUUGGCUUCGUCCACUAGUAAAUGUAGAUUACAUUAAACUGCUGCCAACCUGGAGGCUGAAAGCUGUCAGUCAUCAUAAGGAAAGUGUGUCUGGUAUACAACAAGACAAUGAAAUGGAGAGCCAAGAACUGCUGGAUUACUCUCCUGCAGGCCUCAGCAGACAUUCACACCACAGCACAGGGCACCAAAGAGAGCUGUGCAAUCAGGACGGUAACACAGACCCAUCUUUAAGCAGUGACAAUGAUCCUAUCAGCACCUGUCCAUGUGACCAUACUGCGUAUGAUUGGUCACAGUGGCCCGCUGACAUGCUUCUGUGUUCAGAGUGUGUGGUGUGCCUGGAGAACUUUGUGAGUGAGGAGCUGCUAAUGGGUCUGCCCUGUGGCCACGCCUUCCAUCAACAGUGCAUUGUAGUGUGGUUAGCAGCGGGCAGGCAUUGUUGUCCUGUUUGUCGUUGGCCCAGCUACAAGAAGAAGAAGGAGAGGGCUACACCAAGCAACACCAAUGAAAGCAUUCAUUUGGACUGAUCAUCUUUGAUUAAUGAACCAUUCUUUACAUUAGAAACCAGCUUGAUUCUAUUCCUGAUUUAGAGACAGUGAUAACCAACAAACCAGUUAAAACUAGCAAGUCAUAUUAGCAAAUGUAUGAAAGCUCUAUCCUGUAUGAAGAAGACUGCAAAAGAAGCUUUGCUGUUUGUUUUUAAAAUGUAAUGCACUUUAUAAAAAAGAUACUAGGAAAAAUCCACAACAGGCCAACAUAAUAAAGAUGCAUUGGUUCAGUUUCAAACCA